This is a messenger RNA of Myripristis murdjan (pinecone soldierfish), 4327 nucleotides long. Its product is annotated as immunoglobulin superfamily containing leucine-rich repeat protein 2-like. Gene Ontology annotation, molecular function: protein binding. NCBI's taxonomy places the organism in Eukaryota, Metazoa, Chordata, Actinopteri, Holocentriformes, Holocentridae. The record is from RefSeq and is a predicted model, not a curated record. The coding region runs from base 216 to 2366 and encodes 716 amino acids. The transcript has 2 exons.
GGCAUGUUUUCACCAUGUAGGAUCAAAUACACGGGCUCAGCUUCAAACUUGCGCCUCUCUCACAACAACAUGUAGCCUGUGCUGCUUUGGAUCCAACAGAGGAAACGACUUUCAAAGCCGACUGUCUGAUAACAGCACACGGAUUCCUCCUGAGGACAAUACAAUAAUAAAAAACAAAUACAGCGGUAAGACUGUCACCCAGUUUUAACAUACAGAUGCAGAAAAUGGCAGCCUCAGACAUCUUCUACUUCACCCUGUGGACUGCCACAGUCUUUGGCAUUGGGAAUGGAUGUCCUGAGAUUUGUUCGUGCUCAGAUAAAUAUGAGCGUCAUUUUGCUGAUUGUACCUUCAAAGAGUUACCUGAAAUCCCAAAUGGACUUCCUUCCAAUGUUACAACUCUGAGCCUUUCUGCCAACAGAAUCAGUCUGAUAACUUUAGGAAGUUUUGACAAUGUCACCAGACUAACGUCACUGUGGAUGGCCAACAAUGAGAUUGUCUCCAUCGAAGAGGGAACCCUUGCACAUUUGGUUCAUUUGGUUAACUUAGAUAUCAGCUACAACAAGAUAACCGACUUCCCAUGGGAGGAUCUGCAAAACCUCACAGCUCUGCAGCUGUUGAAGAUGAACCACAAUGAAAUGGUCAACUUGCCGAGAGAUGCUUUCUCCAACCUAAAAGACCUGCGGUCCCUCCGCCUCAACAACAACAAGUUCAUUACAAUUGCUGAAGGAACUUUUGAUGGAUUGAUUUCCCUGUCCCAUUUACAGAUUUAUAACAAUCCAUUCGCAUGCACUUGCUUCAUUGACUGGCUAAGGGACUGGAUUUUGACAACCACCAUUUCAGUCCCAGAGCAGAAGUCCAUUGUUUGUGCAACCCCACAACGACUUAAAGGAGUAAUGAUUGUGAAAUUGCCUGAAUCAAAGUGCACAGGCCCUAAUGUCACUAUAAUAACUGAGCCAAAUAUUCAUAACACAACCCUCCAUGAGGAUAGAGUUGUAGUUUUGACUUGUGAAUUUAGUGGCAACCCAAAGCCGCUGGUCGUAUGGAACAUACACAGCAAGACUCAGAGAGAAGAGAUAGCUUUGCCGUUUAGUGAGAAUGACUCAGCAGAAUCCACUGAGGACUCCUCACUGGCCUUUAAUUCAGUCAGGGUUUUUAAUAACGGGACACUCAUUAUAUCUCACAUUAGUAAGAAAGACAGUGGCAAUUACAGCUGCUCAGCCACAAAUGAAUUUGGUAAAGCUGAGGAUCUGGUGUCAGUGGAAGUCGUGGCUUCACCAAAACCAACACCCACCAAGAAAGUGACGACGACACCCUUUUUCAUUAGGACCAACCCACCUAUACACCAACCUGUGGACAGAACGUCUAUUUUUGAUCUUGUGCAUCUACCUGAUUUAAAUAAAAAAGACGUCAUAAGUGUCAUUCCCACUUUCGCACCCACUGCGGAGAUCGAGACUGAUUAUUAUGAGCAAACACCAAAUUAUCCAUCACGUGCUAGUAAAUGCGGAUUGACGGCUAAUACAAGGUACAUUUCUAACCAUGCCUUCAAUGGCAGUCUUGACCAUGGGAUCAAGCAGUAUACAUUUGACUUUGGUGUUAUUGCCUUGGGUGUGUCAGAAACAGAAGCAAAAGUACGGCUCAACCCCCUUCUCGUACCCAAAGAGAGGAGCAGCAUCCGGCCCAGUGCCUCAGAUAGCCUCCGCACCAUCAACAAGGAGCAUCACGGCCUUUCAGAUGUUUCUGGUAGAGCCAGCUCAAAUGGCUUGUAUCUGUGUGUCACCGCCGACCGCAAGCACUCAGCUGUCCAGUGGUCUAGGAUCAAAGACGGCGUCAACACAUAUCUCUUCAGCGGUUUACGCCCCGGUACCAACUACUCCCUGUGUCUCACCUACAGAGGGGAGGACUGUGAGGUGCAAGUGCGAUUCACCACCAGGAGAAGGGUGCCUAACCUGUUGAUCAUCAUCUCCGUCAGUAUCUGCCUCCUGACCGUGUCCACUGUGCCUCUUCUUGGGGCCACAUGCUUCCAUAUGGUAUACAAAUACCGCAGCAAGACAUACAAAUUAAUACUGAAGGCCAAGGACCAGUAUCACAUGGAAAAGAACCUCGCCGCCAACUUUAAUAUCCAUACAUCUCACACUGAUUCUCAGAGACAUAUUAACAGCAGUGAGCUGGAUGAGGAGGAGGGGGAGAGCAGAGAUGGAGACAAAGAGGCAGAUACAGAGGAAAGCGUAGUGACUGAGUCGUUUACUUUGUCUCAGUACAGGGGCAACUUAGACGACUGUGAGAUAGGAUCAGAGUACAGUGAUCGGUUGCCAUUAGGGGCUGAAGCUGUCAAUAUUACAAGCAACUACAAUUAUCCAAGUCAUUAAUCUCGUUAUUGAUUGUUUCUGCUGCACCAUCUUGUCAUAACACUGAGAGUUCCUGUACUGUAUGCUGUAUUGGUUUAAAGGAUAACAUUAGUGGUUUUUUUUUUAAGUUUGUGCCAAUAGUCUGGGCUUCCUUUCUCCUCUCCUUUCCAUUCUUCCUCUCUGGUGUCUGCGUUCAGUCGGCAUAGUUGGGAUUAUCAGGGUUUGUUUUUCUCUCUUCAGACAAAAGGCGCUCGCUGCCGUUCCAUCUUGUACAGUAUGAAAAACACGAUCCACAGAGCUCGCAGGGCCAGAUUAUCCACCACAGGAAACAUCAAGUAUGAUGUUAACAUAUGCUUUUUGCAGAUUGUGCGGUAUCUGUGAGAUCAAAGGUGAAAUUAUGUAAUUGCCUCCUGUGAGACUAGUCUGAGCAGGGGACACGUAUCUGCACUAAUUUUGUUGCAAAAAAAAACAACAAAAAAAAAACACACAUAGAUUUCACAUCGCUUGGACUGCGAGAACCAUCAAAGCCCAUGAUUUGUGUGUGGCUGUGCAUGAAAUGGCUCUUAAUAUGUUUUAUUUAUUAGCACUAUGUUGUUGUUUUUAUAUCGUUGCUGCCUUUCAAUCACUUGACUCCCACAGGAAGAAACUGAAACCUCUGCCAGGAAGUAAUCUAUAAAAAUCCAUCACCUCUCUAACUUUAUUGUCACAUUCAUGCAUAUUUUUAUUCGGGGCCACUUUGUUAUGCAGGGCAGAGGCGUUUUCCAAUGAUGACCAGUAAAUACAAACUAAUCAUAAAAAUAACAAUUAUAGCAUUGACAAAGCAUUGCAAAAUCAGUGCCAGCACUUCAUAUGUGCUGAGGUGGAUGGGUGGGGUGACGAAUUACGCAUGAUUGGAGGGAGUGAAACUGUGUGUGGGAGCACAAUGAGUCACUGAACAAACAAGAGGGAGAGUGCAGACCGUGCAGAGCGCAGACCUCCACCAGGGCGUCAGCUGGACGUUUGGGCCCUUUUUGUGCUCAGCCACGCCCCCUAGAGGAAAUGCUGUUGUCAUUAAACACAGCCAGUCGACAUGGAAAGUUUCCCAUCGUGUUUCGUGAUGUCAUGUGGACACAUUUGGAAAACAACACUCUGUUUCUGCUACGCCUCACGCUUUCUAUGUUGUUGUCAUAGGACAGCAAUAUUGAGGUUAACGGUUAUGGUUAGAACUAAAAACAAAAGUGUCUUUUGGUUAAGUGCUCACACUGACCACUAAAAGUUUGAGAAAUGUAAAUUUAAUGUACACGUAAGUAAAUGGUCUAGAGCUCUAAAUUACAUCAGUAUUCUCUUUAAAACAGUUUAUAUGUGUGCUGUAAUGUUGAGACUGUAGUAGUUCCAAAUACCCUGAAAAAUAUACAAACUGAGUCCUACCAACCGUAUUGGAGUUUAAAUGUUUUGAAUGAACAGUGUUGUUUCAAAUAGCAAGCCAGUGGGUUCUGCAGCUGGCUGAAGGUCUUUGUCCUAUAAAAUGUUGUCCAUAUUUCCUGUGAAGAUAGUCGUUUUAAUGUACAAUCAAAUAAAACGUGUGCUCUUUAUCAAGUUGGUAAAAUGUCAAUAACUUGGAUAUUACCCUCCUCAUCAAGACUAGGGAGACAAAACUAAAAUAGUACCUCAGUGUAUUGGUCGAAGCACUUGUGAGAGUGUAUUUGAUGUUAGUGUAAGUAUGCUCUCUCAUAUUGGGGAUGUGUCCAUCUCGCUGUUAUCCCAAAAGUGUGGUGGUAGAAGAGCUGCGUGGUGUUUGCCUUAAGUGAUGAGUUGCAGUAUGCUGUGUUUUGUGUAAAUAGCUGUGAGUCAGAUGAUGCCAUGUGGGUGUUUGCCGCUGUCCUCUCUUGCAGCUUCCUACUGCUGUAAAGCUGGUAAUUGUCAAGUUUUCAUCAAAAUGUUUAAAUAUCCUCACUGGCUAUUUUCCUCAGACUAUGUGCCUCAAUAAAAUUUUGACAAAGAAA